Molecule: messenger RNA, 3254 nt
Organism: Panicum virgatum (switchgrass)
Lineage: Eukaryota; Viridiplantae; Streptophyta; Magnoliopsida; Poales; Poaceae
Exons: 4
Coding region: 1370-2917 (515 amino acids)
Source: RefSeq, a predicted model, not a curated record
CGGCGGAGGAGGAGGACGAGGUGGAGGUGGCAGGCGCGGCGGAGGAGGAGAAGGAGGCGGCGGUUGCAUCUGCGGGAGCGCAGACGGGCGGCGUCGAAGAAACAGGGGAGAGGGAGAAGUCAUCGUAUGGUGAGGAUGGCCAGAUGGAUAAGGUGGGAUGGGUGGAUAAGUGGGCUGCUGGGCUUUCCUGAUGGGCCUUUCUUUAAUUUUGGGUCCACAGUUCUCUUAUUUUUUUCUUUUAUUAAGGUAAUACAUAUAUAGGUAUAUAAAAAUUAAAACGCCUAGAAAAACGACUAGCGCCGCUUAGGCGCGAUUAAUCCCGCCUAGGCGCUAGGCAGUGGGUCGGCGCCUAGAAUCCGCCUAGCGCCUAGCUGAACUAUGCCAGAUAGACAAUUUGAGAGUUUAGGGGCCUAUGUGAAACUUCGGAAUAAGUUUGGGAAUUUGGAGUGCAAUUUACUCUUUUUUCGGAGAUUCAAUUCUUUUGAUCCAACUGAAAUUUGGAACCCUUAGGUUGAUCAAUCGUUUAGAAAUAUUUGACCCGUUUACAGGUGCAGCUCCCUACUUAUGCAACUACUUUACAGAUUAAUGUCUUACUUGUUGAUUUACAGCUUUGUUCUUGGUUUAGCUUAGAUUUUUGUCCUUCGAAUCCUAGCACCUUGGCAUUGUCUUGGUGGGUCUUGGUCAAUUUGCGUUAUGCUUGCGAUACCUUGUGUAAUGCCGUCUAAUGUGUAAUGUCAGGAUUUAUCUCUUGGAAACAUUUUGAGUCACUUUUAAACAAGCUCACAUCCCUAGGCACAUCUAAAGAUCAUGCCACGUUUCAUCGAAGCCUCUAAAUAUAUACAUAGUGUUAGUUGUGGGUCUUCAAUCACGCUCACAUUUGUUUGGUCCUAGUUUGUUGCACCGGGAGAUGUAGCAAAACCAUUGUGUUGCCUCCAGAGCUAGAUGCGCACUAGGGUGGUUGUCUUAUGAGCUAUUGUCGGAGCUAGGCAUACAACAACUUGGGUGGCAAGGGUGCCAAACCAUCGUGCGUGGAAUAGUGUUAUGUGUGCCUAGGUGGGUCAAGGUAGAGCUAGAUGCACACUGGGUGGUUGGCUUAUGAGCUAUUGUCGGAGCUAGAAUACAACUUGGGUGGCAAGGGUGCCAAGCAUCUUGGGUGGAAUCGUGUUAUGUGUGCCUAGGUGGGGCAAGGCGACUGUCAUCUAGAUUGUCGCUUAUUGCCCAUACCUUAAUUUUUCGUGCAAUUCUUGUUUUUCCUAUUAUGAUCUUUUUGUCUCUGUAGCCAUUCCUUGGAUGCUAGCAUUUCGAACCAUGGUUUUACUCUAACACUAAUCAAAAGUAGUUCAGGCUAACUUAAAUCGUUUGAAGCUAUAUGGAGAAUCAAAAGCAAUCUAGUGACGCUUAUUUUGGGCCAAGAUUGCGGAUGUCAACUAGAUCGAAAGCAGCAAAUGGAUCCAGGAGGAGACGCGAGAGUAGGUUUAGAUCUCAGCGCAUGAACAAAAUUGCCAAAGACAUGGAGAAACGGAAGGCUUAUAUGCUACCUAACACAAGGAAUAGGAAUGAUAGAAGUGGUGUCGGUGUUACAAGUAAUGCUCAUGUGCGCGGUCGCAAGAAAGCAUGUAGUAGUGGUAAGAAGGAUCAAGAUGGUAACAUUGUCUCGCCACAAGCCAAUAGAAUACCUCAUAUGGAUAGCAGAGCUGAACAGUCUUCCGAUGCGCUGCAAGUAAAGAAGAAUUGUUUGAUUCCUUUGGUGGAUAUCAAGUCGUCUAAUCCUUCUAGAGUGGAGAAUGUACUCCCUUCGAAAGAACUAGAUAAUCCAAACCCUUUGUUGCCAAUGGAUGGAUCGAACACCAAAUUAAGAUACCAAAAGUUAUCUCACUUCAAGACUAGAACGUCACAUCCUAUUGAUGCGGAGGUAAUGGCCAAGUUGCCUCAUAGGGCAAAGAAUAAUGAUGCAUCAAUGCAUGAAGAUGAUAUCUUGGCUUCAAAGUCAAAUGGUCAAACAAGUCAUACUCGAGGACAAAACACCAAUGUUAAAAGGCAUACCAAGGAAAACUCAGAAACCGUGGCAAGUGAAUCCUUGGUUCCUAAUGAACAUGACUCAAGUGAAUACAAGGCGAGAUGGGAUAUGAAUGUCAAAGAGAUUGAGGUAGAAACUCGCAUGUUUGGUAAUGACCUUUCAAGGCACCAAGUGUGUAAAAAGAGAAAGAAGGAAGAAGAAAAACUUAGAACAUGUGAUAACGAUGAUAGUACAAGUGCUAUACAACAGGAUAACUUGACUAGUAGGUCGAUAAAGAGAAGAAGAUACAUUCCAUCGAAUGAAGAAGAUGAAGAUGAAUUUGGUGCUUGUGAUAAGAAUUUGAUGGGUGUUGAUGCCGGCAUUGGAUUGACACCACAAGCAUCUAUUUUGAACAAUUGUGUUGAGAGACAAUGUGAUUAUUGCUCAAAACCUAUUAAUGAACCUGCUUGGAGUGGAAUCCUUAAGAUUGACGGUAAGGAAUACAUAUCACUUGUUGGACAUUUGUCAACAAAAUCAUGCGAGAAGGUGUGGAAAUUGUCAAAAUCAUUGCCUCUGAUGGUUGAAGUGGAAAUGGUUUCGAGAUUGGUUGUGUGGCCUAGGAUAUGGAAGAUGUCAAAACCUAGCAGUGACAACAUUGGAUUGUAUUUCCUCCCUCAUAAUAUGAGGCACGAUGGAGAACUAGAUCAACUUGUUAACGAAGUCAUGAAGAAUGAUCUAGUCUUGCGGACUAUCAUCAAUGAAGCUGAGAUGCUUAUAUUUCCUUCUAUUCUAUUGCCCAAGCGAUACCAGAUGUUUCAAGGCAAAUACUACUUGUGGGCGGUGUUCAAGCCCAGGGAAGACAAAGGCGGUGUGCCUGCAGAACCACUAGAUGGUACUGGGAAACAGCAGAUCAAGAAAUGAUUAUGAAGAAAGGCGCUGUGCCAUUGAUGGGAUGAUUCGGCCUUGAGGCGUUUCUGAUGGUGCAGCAGCAACUGUGCCAAGACUUUUGAGAUGGAAACAAGGGAGUGGCUUUUGUCAGCUUGUAUAUAUGCAGUAUGCACCUUCUAUGCGUGUCUAAAGAACGACUGCUUGUAAAGUUCAGGUGUUUGUAUCCCUGCUGUUAGCUAGCGUUGCUUACUGUUCGUAGUUUAAUUCAGGUUUGGCCUUGUAUUUUUCUCUAGUCUGUACUCUGUACUAUGACAUGUCAGUGCACCAGUUUUCUGAAUGCUUGUCCUUUGGUAGGAUCUGAUUGCUUUCA